GCGGCUGCCGCUGUUCUGUCCUCCAACCAAGAGGGUAAAUCGGAGCUGAAAAAUCUGGUGGAGUCCUGGGACCUGAAGAAACUCACGGAGGCGUUCACCACAGGGGGAAAUGAGAUGUUUAUGCCAGACCCGAACAGGGUGAUAUCAUCAUCAUCAGAUGGUGUGGUGUGUUUCCGAUGGGAAUUGGCUACCAGCAUUCACCCGCAAAAAAUAUGGAGAGAUUAGCUUACUAUUCACCUGUACGAUUUCCAACUAGGGCAACAACUGGAGCGUGUGUGUGUUUUGGCACCCUCAUCAAAUUUCCCCAUGAAUAUGAGGCUAGAGGUUCAUGCACUUCAUUUCUUCUUUCUAUGUACACAGAGUUAAAAGUUUUCAACUUGAAUCAUAACAGAGUAGUCAUGGAAUAUUUCCAUCUUUCAAAAUAAAAAAGGAAAAAAUCCAUUCCAUGGUCAGAUUCUCGGCGAGGAUAAGGAGUGGGAAACAAAUAAUAUAUACACACAUAUUCAAAGUCGUAGAAGAUUCCUCAGGGUUUAACCCACAAAGACAAUCUCAGGACAUUAUUACAGUUGGAAAUUCGAACUUUGAACGCAAGACCCGUUCGGCUUGCUUCUUCUUCGUCCGCUGAAAUGGCACUCUCCGUCGCUUCCACUGUCGACCUCGCCGAGUUUCCAUGUUUCCGGCGAUUUCUAAUUUCAAGUACCCAUAUCCAGUCUUUUGCCAUCGACCCCAGGAACAAGCCCAGCUGGAGGCGUGGGCUCUCGCUCGGUCCCUCGCCGCCGUUUUUCCGCCUGAACCAUCGUCGUCGUGGACUUUUCGAGCCCGAAUCGUGCUCUGACCGUCCCGUCCUCGCUAGGGUCGCUGGUGAAGACGCCCUUGAUGCCACCGGAACUGGUUCCGGCGCUUCUUUCCAGCAGGCUGCUGGAACAAGCGUAAGCUCGUCAGCUUUCGGUGAUGGCUAUGUGGCCUUGUUUGUACGAAUGCUUGGGUUGGACAAUGAUCCUCUUGACAGGGAACAGGCUGCACAAGCGUUAUGGAAAUAUUCACUGGGCGGAAAGAAGUGUGUCGAUGCUAUAAUGCAGUUUCAUGGUUGUUUGAAUCUCACAGUUAAUCUUCUCAAGUCUGAGUCUAGUGCCACGUGCGAGGCGGCUGCGGGGCUUUUACGGGAAUUAUCUUCUGUGAAUUUGUAUAGGGAAUCUGUUGCAGAAAGUGGGGCGUUGGAAGAGAUAGCAGCUUUGUUGAGCCGGCCGUCAUUGUCCGCUGAGAUCAAAGAACAAAGCCUAUGCACUCUGUGGAAUUUGUCAGUGGAUGUGAAACUCAGGGACAAAAUUGCUGAUUUUGAUAUCCUUAGACUAAUUGUUAGCUUCCUGGAAGAUGACGAUAUAAAGGUGCGGGAGUCGGCUGGUGGUGUUUUGGCAAAUUUGGCGCUUAGUUGUUCAAAUCACAAGACCAUGGUGGAAGCUGGUGUCAUACCGAAACUGGCAAAUCUGUUGAAAGGUGAUUCGGAUAACAAAGGAUCUAAAGUUAUGAGACAAGAAGCUAGAAAUACGCUUCUGGAGCUCGCUAAGGAUGAAUACUGGAGACUUCUCAUCAUUGAGGAGGGUCUAGUACCUGUUCCUCUAAUUGGUGCAGCCGCUUACAAGUCCUUCAGACCCCCUCUGUAUUCUUGGCCUAGUUUACCUGAUGGUGUAGAAAUUGAGCAGACACCUAAACGUCCUUCCAGAUCCGGGGCUCCUGAGGUACUCCUUGGUUUAAACAUUGACAAGAACAUUGACAUAGAGGAAGCCAAGAUAAAAGCAAUAGUUGGAAGGACAAACCAACAGUUUCUCGCCCGUGUUGGAGCUAUAGAACUUGAGAAUGGAACAAAAUCUGAAUCUCCUGAAAAAUUGCAGCCACUUACACUUCUUCCGUACGUCGACGGUGUGGCUCGUUUGGUGUUGAUUCUUGGACUGGACGACAAAGUGGCUGUCUCAAGGGCUGCAGACUCAAUUGCUGAUGCAUCUAUCAAUGAGCAUAUGCGGGUUUCAUUCAAGGAAGCUGGAGCUGUAGAGCCUUUGGUUCAGCUUUUAGUCCACGACCACGAGGCUGUUAAAUCAUCUGUCAUCCGUGCCUUAAAAAAAUUGUCUCUGAGCCGCACUGUUUGCCGGAAGAUUGAAGUUGAAGGCGCAGUUCCCUACUUACUUAAUCUUCUAAAGCAGACCGUGAUCCCACAAAGUGUCACUGAACAGAUUCUGGACAUACUUGCUCAUCUCUUAGACCCUAGCAAGGAAAUGAAAUCCAAGUUUUAUGAAGGACCGGUGAACAGAUCUUCAGAGACACUGAAUGCAGCCAGACACCAUGGCGAUGUUUCACUGUUGUCAACAUCAAAAGGAGACUCAAGGGACGAUGUUCUCAAUACAACUAUAAUUUCUCGUCUUGUCCAAAUAGCGAAAACAGCAUCUCCUAAUCUUCUAAGAAAGGUGAUUUCAAUAAUUGAGUUUGGUACGGUCACUAAUCCAAACAUGAACUCCAUCAUCUCCGUGGAUAUCACAUCUGCUCUGAAGGCUGCGUUCAAGCAGAAAGUCCUGGAAGACAAUGAGAAAGAAGCAGAGGAGCAAGGAAAGCAUGCCCUUGAGUUAGAAGAAGCUGGUCUAACAAUAUCCGCAGCAUCAAGGCUACUGACAAAACUUCUGGACUCUGAAUCAUUUCGUCAGGAAACUGAUGCAGCUCACUUUGUGAACUUACUGAGGAAAAUCCUGAGAUCAAGCCUCCCUCUCCACCACAAAGAGUGGGUUGCUGCUUCUCUCGUCAAGCUUAGCUCUGCCCGUGACCUUGAGAACCCUAUUCACGUUGAGGUAACACUGUACGAGACAAUACCCAGGCUAGUGGAGCAGAUGAGUGUCUCGGUCUCACCAGAAGUGAAAGAGGCUGCAGUGGUGGAGCUUAACAGAAUAGUGUCGGAAGGAGUUGAGGACUCAGCCCGUGUUCUGGCGGCACGUGGAGGUAUAGAGCCGCUGGUUAAGCUUCUGGAAGAUGGGAACGAGCGGGCAGUAGAAGCAAGCCUCUCUGUACUCUAUAACCUCAGCAUGGAUUGUGAGAACCACGCCGCAAUUAUAGGAGCGGGGGCUGUGCCAAGGCUGCGUCGGAUUGUACUGUCUGAGAGACCACAGUGGAAGAGAGCUCUCCGGUUACUGAGGAAUUUGCCAAUUUGACAAGUCAGAGAGUGUUGUAUCUCUAGGGAUGAACCAUUUCAUGUAGUUAUUGGAAUAUCAUAUCGAAUAAGCACUUGGCAACAAGAUAUCCCAUACUUCUGCUCAUAACU
Messenger RNA from Tarenaya hassleriana, 3298 nucleotides. RefSeq lists its product as uncharacterized. The transcript is spliced from 11 exons. NCBI's taxonomy places the organism in Eukaryota, Viridiplantae, Streptophyta, Magnoliopsida, Brassicales, Cleomaceae. Gene Ontology annotation, molecular function: protein binding. The record is from RefSeq and is a predicted model, not a curated record. The coding region runs from base 627 to 3188 and encodes 853 amino acids.